Sardina pilchardus (European sardine) is the source of this 2029-nucleotide messenger RNA. RefSeq names its product biglycan a (gene bgna). Bases 28 to 1137 code for a protein of 369 amino acids. The transcript has 7 exons. The record is from RefSeq and is a predicted model, not a curated record. NCBI's taxonomy places the organism in Eukaryota, Metazoa, Chordata, Actinopteri, Clupeiformes, Clupeidae. Gene Ontology annotation, molecular function: protein binding.
UCCAGCCCAGCUGUGCGCUCACCGGUCAUGCAGUCCGUCACCGUGAUCACGCUGCUGCUCUGCUCUGCCCACUUGUCCGCGGGCCUCCCCUUCGAGCAGAGGGGGUUCUGGGACUUCGGGAAGGAGUUUGACGUGCAGGACCUGCUGAUGAUGAUGAGGGACGAGGAGGACGGGUCGGCCAUCGGCCCGGUGGACCCGCAGGAGAUCCCGGCCGGCUGUCCCUUUGGCUGCCAGUGCAGCCUGCGCGUGGUGCAGUGCUCCGACCAAAAUCUGUACGCUGUUCCCCAGGAUAUUCCCACAGACACACGCCUUCUGGACCUGCAGGGCAACAAAAUCACUGAGAUUAGAGAAAAUGACUUCAAAGGGCUUUAUAACCUUUAUGCGUUGGUUCUGGUGAAUAACAGGAUCUCACGGGUGCACCCUCGAGCCUUCCUACCCCUGGGCCGUCUGCAGAAGCUUUACUUCUCCCACAACCAGCUGCCCUCUGUACCCAAAAACCUGCCCGCCUCACUGGUGGAGCUGCGUAUCCAUGACAACCUCAUCAAGAGGGUGGCUGCUGGGACCUUCUCUGCACUGGGUACCAUGAACUGCAUUGAGUUGGGCCGGAACCCCCUUCGGAAUAGCGGAUUGGAGCCAGGAGCCUUCACUGGCCUAAAACUGAACUUCCUGCGUAUCUCUGAAGCCAAACUCACUGGCAUACCCAAAGACCUACCCGAAAACCUUCGUGAGCUUCACUUGGAUCAAAAUCAGAUUCAGGCCAUUGAGCUAGUGGACCUUAGUCAGUACAGAGAUCUUUACAGACUGGGCCUUGGCCACAAUCACAUCCGUCACAUUGAGCAUGGUAGUCUGGCUUAUGUCCCCAACCUGAGAGAGAUUCACCUGGACAACAACCGCCUGAAUAAAGUCCCUGCUGGUCUGCCUCACAUGAAAUACCUACAGGUUGUCUACCUCCAUUCCAACAACAUCAGUGAGGUUGGCGUCAACGAUUUUUGCCCCACAGGCUUCGGAAUGAAGAAGACAUUCUACAAUGGCAUCAGUCUGUUCGAUAACCCGAUCAACUACUGGGAGGUGCAACCCGCCACCUUCCGAUGCGUGUCCGAUCGAAAUGCCAUUCACUUCGGCAACCACAAGAAAUAGGGUAACUCAGGAACCUCGCCAUAGAAAAAUACUUUGAAAUCUAAAUGAAGUGGAAUGAAUAUUUAAAAAAAAAAAAAAAAUCCACAUGAGGGUUUGCAGUGGUUAUUUGAAUUAGUGUUUGAAAUAAAAUGGCUGAAGGAAUACAUGGAGUAUGUGGUUAAAUGGGAGCAGAGGCAAUACUAAACGGAGCGGUGCCUCUUACGGAUACAAGAGGGGGGAAGAGGGGUUUUUUGUUUGUGUGUUUUUUUUUUUAAUCUCUGUUGACAAGCAGACCUUUGAACUUUUAAGGUUUUAAGUAACAACACACAUGGUCAGGGGGUAAAAUGGAAGGAGGGUCUAUCAAUGCAAAUUGUAAUAACUAAUUCAACUUCAGUCUUGUUUUUUUUCUUUUCUAUUUUUCGCAGUAAAUGAACAGCAUUGAAAAAUGGUUGCUAUGAUUUUGGCUGUUGUCAUUGUUAUUCAGUUAUGAUAACUAUGAUGAGGAGUCAUGGCUUGUAUACAAUAUUGCUUUAAAAAUAGAUGUAAUUUAUGUUUUUUUUUAAGGUCAACAGAUUGAUUGGGAAAAUGUAUUGACAUUUUGAGUCAUUAAUGUAUUCUAUUAGGUAAACCAUAACAUUCAAAUGAGUACAGUAAUUCAGGUUUCCAGACAAAGAAGCGUUUUAUGUACAGUUGUUGAUUGUGAACAAUAUCGUAUACACCUAAAUUGGAUGGUGUGUAAAUCCGGGUGCUAGUAGGCCUACGAUUGCUGCGUAUGCCUUUUAAUUAUGUAAUGUUGUCACUAAUGAUACAUUUCUUGACAAAUUAAAGACUAAACAACUCAAAUAGAAAGACUAGGUUUGAUAUUUCUCAAUUCAUUUGUUUUUGUUGUGAAGUUUUGAGCCUAUUGUAUACA